Micropterus salmoides (largemouth bass) is the source of this 1364-nucleotide messenger RNA. RefSeq names its product glutathione S-transferase kappa 1-like. Gene Ontology annotation, cellular component: mitochondrion; peroxisome. Gene Ontology annotation, molecular function: glutathione peroxidase activity; glutathione transferase activity. The record is from RefSeq and is a predicted model, not a curated record. The transcript is spliced from 7 exons. Gene Ontology annotation, biological process: glutathione metabolic process. NCBI's taxonomy places the organism in Eukaryota, Metazoa, Chordata, Actinopteri, Centrarchiformes, Centrarchidae. The coding region runs from base 511 to 1125 and encodes 204 amino acids.
UUACAGUCCAUAGACUGUUCCAGAGGAGGGCAGUAAUGUGGAGGCUGUGUUUUGUUUAUUCAAAUACUUAACCCUAGUGGUCAGACACUGUUACUGAGCCUCUCCGUUUUGCUUGCAGCUUCAGCUAACUGCAGCCAAUUUAAAGCUACUUCUCAUUCGAUAAAUGCUAACAACGCUUCAAGCUAAUUCUGUGCUCAUACCUCUGAGAAAACCACGUUUUAGUGUUUUAUGAUGCGCUGAUUUGAUUCAACGUUACGUCGUUCAUGCCUGCGACAGGUUAGGUGAACUUUGACACACUGACGAGUUCGCUGAGACUUUGCAAGUAAGUUAAGUUUCAGGGUAAUUAGCACGCUUUACUUUACAUUUUAUUAAAGCAAAGUGUUCCUGAACGAAAGUAAGAGCCACUGACGCUGCAGACCCGAAGAUGACGUCCAAGAGAGUGAUCGAGUUGUUCUACGAUGUGGUUUCCCCGUACUCUUGGCUCGGCUUCGAGCUUUGUGUUUACAGGUAAUGUGUCGCUACAGACACGUGUGGAAUAUAGAGCUCAAACUGCGUCCUGCGUUUCUGGGUGGCGUCAUGCAAGGAUCAGGCAACAAGCCCCCUGGUAUGGUUCCAAAUAAAUUCCUGUACAUGAGCAAGGAUCUGAACCGCUUGGCCGAGUAUUUUGAUGUUCCCUUGCAGACUCCAUCUGACCCCUUUGACGUCAUGUUCAAAAAAGGCUCCUUGACUGCAAUGCGUUUUAUAGCUGCAGUACAAGAGAUGGAGAAGGGUGGAGACAAGCAGGUGGAGCAGGUGUCCCGGGAGCUGUGGAGAAGGAUCUGGAGUGAGGACAAAGACAUCACUGAACCUGCAUCAUUAGCUGAGGCAGCGAUGAAAGCAGGAUUGUCUGACAGUGAGAUUAAAGAAGUGUUUGAGCUGUCCACCUCAAAAGAGAUCAAAGACAAGCUGACAAGCACAACACAGGAUGCACUUGAUCAUGGGGCAUUUGGCUUCCCCCUGAUGGUGUGUCAUGUAAGUGGAAAGCCAGAGAUGUUUUUUGGAUCUGACCGAUUUGAGCUCAUGGCCCAUUGCAUUGGGGAGAAGUGGCUGGGACCUCAACCCGACAAAUCGGCUGCCAAACUGUGAAAGAAAAAGCUGCCCUGGGUGCUCACACAUUUUUGAAUUUGGCAUCUCAUGUUAAUGAUGUCUAAUGCUGAUAUUCCCUAGUUCUUCAAAUUUCAUUUUUUCUAUACUGUGCCUUCUGAAACCAAGCAGUAUAUGUUGCCAUUAUAACUUAAAGAAAUAGUUGUGUAAAAAAUGUGACAGACUAUUGUACUGCUAAUUAUGUGUCUAAUUAAAAUGAACACUAACAACUUGCAUAUUAA